Molecule: messenger RNA, 525 nt
Organism: Necator americanus (New World hookworm)
Lineage: Eukaryota; Metazoa; Nematoda; Chromadorea; Rhabditida; Ancylostomatidae
Exons: 2
Coding region: 1-525 (174 amino acids)
Source: RefSeq, a predicted model, not a curated record
AUGGAAGAGGGUGCGACGGGUCCAACGGUGCCAGAUACCUAUAGAAGGGGAACAAAGACACAGUUCCUAAAGAACGUCCGUUUCGAGGACGAAGGAAUAGAACUUGAAGGUUUCCAAACCGUGGAAACGUUGUCAUACGUAUACCUCGGACGUCCUAUGGACAUGGGAAACAAAUUGAAGGAAGAACUGAAUAGAAGGGUGAGAGCAGCGUGGCCAGUAUUCGCACCCGUCAGGGAAGCUACGGACCACCUGACGAACCAAGAUCUUUGUGCCCAUCUGUUCGACUCGACAGUUCUUCUAGCGCUCUGUUACGCAGCGAAGACGUGGGCGGACAUCGCUGCCACGUCCAGGAAGCUAUUCACCACCCACAUAACCCUUGAGAAAUGCCUUCUGAAGGUUAACUGGCGCACACAACACCUAGCCGGCCUACGCAGCUCCGGCUUAAGAGGAAUGUCCCGUCUUCGCGACCCAGCGGAAUAUAUAUCGAAGGCAAAGCACAGAUGGGCCGGUCACAUUAGCCGCUAA